Messenger RNA from Phytophthora infestans T30-4, 615 nucleotides. RefSeq lists its product as uncharacterized. Lineage: Eukaryota; Oomycota; Peronosporomycetes; Peronosporales; Peronosporaceae. The record is from RefSeq and is a predicted model, not a curated record. The transcript is spliced from 7 exons. Bases 1 to 615 code for a protein of 204 amino acids.
AUGAGUGGAGGUGUGCCCGAGUCCAUGAAACGAGGCCUUCUCGAGAACUGGCCGGAUACAUUCAAGCCUCUUGGGAAGACCAGUGAAGCGUUCGCGCCGAUAGCGUGGCUCUCAGGUCGUUUGAGUAUGAUGCUCAUCGAAGUCUCCUGCCCACACCCGCUCUUUACAUUCAGUGAGUUCAUGUACGCCUUCCCCAUGGAUCUUGGUGUGCUGGCAACGGCAGCAACUCUCGUUACGUCUGCAUCAGCACAGUGCACCGUGUCUGCGUGCACUACAUCGCCACCGAAUGGUACUCUAGUCGAUCCAGCUCCAGCCUCCGCACCCAUCAUCACUGCCUCCGAGUCCACCAACAUGGAGCCCUACUUCAACAGCAUGCUGCUCCAUGCCAUCACCACCCUGAAUAUUAUCUCCUUCGCGACCUUCGACAUCAUCAUUAGCCACUCUCCGCUCUGUGUCCUUGUAGGCAGCCCACGUGUCGCCUACGCCCACCUGCACGUCGUCUUCAUCAGCGACAAGCCUCUCCUAGUCCUCGACGAGAUCCUCUCCGCUACGAACGCGAUUGAGCACGGCUGGUGGCCUGGCGCCUCUGCGUUCUGCUCCGCGUGCCCGAUGUGA